CCUUUUUUUUUUUUUUUUUGGGCUCUAACUCUUCCCAGCCAAUCCAUUCGUUAUACCUGCUUCACCUUCACGGGGCUAACUGAUAACUGUUAGUAUUUGCCUGCGCAACGUGUUGAACGCCACAAUCCACAUCUAUUUCACAAAGCUUCUCUUUCCUUUUUUCGUUUCAGUAACUCAUUGGUUCAGUGGGCGAGCCCAUAAAGGCAAAAAGCAGAGUCGUUCUGCCAUUAAUGCCUUCACCGAGUUCCUGGGCCCACCUGCUCCUCCUCGUCCCUCUCUGUUCUGCGAUUAUCCCUCUCUUCUCCCGUUUCUGAUAUCAUCUUCUGGCGAUACACGCUUGAAUGUUUUUUUCGUUUCCCUCGGAUGAAAUGACCAAGAGUACGCGAGCUUCUCAGCACUCUGGCGACACCAUGACCCACCAGGAUAUGCUGAAGAAGCCCAAGCGCUUUAGCCCUCUCGAACCUACUCUGGGAGUAUUUUGCUUCUUCUUGGUCACUUCUCUCUUCAUCGUCUGCUUCUUCUACCUGGAUUUCCAGUCUAUCUUCAGGGGGCUGCACUCUGGAGUUGUUUUCCUGGGAUGGGGUACUCCAUCCUUGUCUUCUUCUUCUUCUCCAUUGAUCGGGGAUUCUCGCCCCGAAUUCCUCCACCGAGAUGGUGGUAGUUGCGACCUGUUUGAUGGAAAUUGGGUUUGGGAUGAGAGCUAUCCUCUGUAUAAUUCCACUGUUUGUUCCUUCAUGGAUCAAGGUUUUCGGUGCAAUGAGAAUGGCAGGCCUGAUAGCAUCUACACCAAGUGGCGCUGGCGGCCCAAAGAAUGCAAGUUGCCCAGAUUUGAUGCAGGGAAGAUGUUGGAAAUGUUUAGGAACAAGCGCCUUGUAUUUGUUGGUGACUCAAUUGGAAGGAACCAAUGGGAAUCACUCCUUUGUAUGCUUUCUUCUGCUAUUCAAAACAAGACUUCCGUGUAUGAGAUUAAUGGGAGUCCAAUCACAAAGCACAUAGGGUUCUUGGCAUUCAGGUUUGAAGAUUUCAACUGCACUGUGGAAUACUACAAAUCACCAUUUCUGGUGGUGCAGGGUAGGCCUCCUCCCGGAGCACCUAAGAAGGUAAAAAUGACAUUGAGAAUUGAUCUCAUGGACUGGACUUCUUACCGUUGGAGAGAUGCAGAUUUGCUCGUUCUUAAUGCUGGACAUUGGUGGAAUUAUGAGAAGACUAUAAGAAUGGGAUGUUAUUACCAAAUGGGGCAGGAAGUGAAGAUGAAUAUGACUAUGGAAGAUGCAUUCAGAAGAUCAAUGGAGACAGUAACUAACUGGAUUGCUGGUGCAGUAAACAUGAACAAGACUUAUGUCCUUUUUCGAACUUACGCUCCUGUGCAUUUCAGAGGUGGUGACUGGAAUACUGGUGGAGGCUGUCAUUUGGAAACACUACCUGAUUUAGGUCCCUUGCCCGUAUAUCAUGAUAGCCAUGUCGAAAUUGUCUUGGAUGUAUUAUCAGGGCACUUGAAUAAAUCGAAAGUGACGAAUUUGGACUUGUUAAAUAUCACUCAAAUGACAUUACGCAGAAAGGAUGCCCAUGCUUCUAUUUACUAUCUUGGACCUGAAAAGGGUACCGCCCCUUUGCGCAGACAAGAUUGCAGCCAUUGGUGCCUACCUGGUGUUCCUGAUUCAUGGAAUGAAAUUCUCUUUGCACUUCUCCUUAAACGGGAGGCAUAUCGCGCAAUAAAUUCAACAGGAGUUUCACAAGUUUCAUUGUAAUUUCUCUGGAAAGCUUGCUGAGGAAAAGAAAAAAGUACGUGGGGUUUGGCUUUGACUUUUCUUGUGGACGAUCAUCCAUGAAUUAUCGAUGGAAACAUGUCAAGGAGAAAACAGAGUGUCACGUUUUAUACUUUCCACGGCUUACACUGGCCAUCUAGUAAAACCCAAAACAAGACUCUGCGCCGUUGAAACCCAGGCCAAGAUAGUCAUACAAAUUUCAUACACGAAAGAAAUCACAGCGUAUUAAUAAAGAUUAAAAUAAAACAGGUCGUGCGGUUCCUGACGAGAUGAAUCCAAAUCCUCGGACUGCAACCUGAAAACCGAAAGCCACAGCGUUCUAAUCAUCAAACGGAUAUUGCUCAUACCUGAGAGUACAAUCACGAAGCAAGGAGCGAGCCCCAAUCCGAUUCUGACACGUCCCGAACAAGGCCGUUUUGGCAGCAGCAAGACAGGUAUUGCAGUCAGAGGUGGUGAGAUUGGUGUUACAGGAAGCAUGUCCAUAGGCAAAGGCAUUGGGAUAAGGAGAAAUGUUGGGGUAAUCGUAAGUUGUCCUCGUUGACGUCACCGUCUGGAGUUCUUGAAGAACAUAGUCUAAGCUGAUGGAGAAAGGAUCGCCGGAGGUGAAGACACCAGCGUUGCAGAGAGCGUUCAUGAGGGUGGUAUCGGGAACACACUCAGCAAUAGCCCACAGGCAUACCAUAGCAAUCGUAAUUGCUGCAUAUUUGGGCGAUGGUACCCUCUUCAUCAUCCUGUAUGGCCGAUCACAAUGAUACUUUGUUAAUCUUUCUAAGCCUAGUUCUAAGCCUAGUGCCUUGUUCCGUUGACCUAUGCAACAAUGCUAUUUGAUGCUCUGUAUUAAACCGUUGCCUUGGACAAGCUUUUUGGAGAAGUAAAUUAAUAUGUGGACAUAGUUACUUAUCAAACAUCUCAUGAUAUUGUUUAUGUUAAA
This is a messenger RNA of Prosopis cineraria, 2697 nucleotides long. RefSeq names its product protein trichome birefringence-like 10. Gene Ontology annotation, molecular function: O-acetyltransferase activity. Gene Ontology annotation, cellular component: Golgi apparatus. The record is from RefSeq and is a predicted model, not a curated record. The coding region runs from base 342 to 1748 and encodes 468 amino acids. Lineage: Eukaryota; Viridiplantae; Streptophyta; Magnoliopsida; Fabales; Fabaceae. The transcript has 5 exons.